GUAAGCAACAACACGACAUAGACGGAAUAAAAUUCUAACAAUUUUUCGCUUAUAAAUAUUUUAUAUGACCACCAAUUGAAUUUUAUUUUUUUAAUAUUUUAAACUUUGCCUUAUUUUGGACGAAAUUAUUUGUUGUUGACUAAAAUUGAAAACACACGCGGAGAAUACUUCUAAUCGGAAAAGAAUACAUUUUAAGACUGGAUAAAAUUAAGGACACGGAUUUGGAUAUCUAAAGCAUAAGAUACUGUUUAUUUAUAUUCAAAGAAAAAAAAAGAGGUACUAAGCCCACCAAUAUAGAACCACCCGGUCAAUUUUGAAAUAUUUUUGAGUGAACUGUGUAUUACAAAAUAAUUAUGAGAAGUGAGACAAAUAUAAUUCAAAAAUAAAAUACCCAUGAAUUAGAAAAUUAAGUGAUAAUAAAAGUUCUUAAGUGAAUUAUAAAAAAUCACCGGAGCAGUAUCGCAUCAGCUAUCAGAUAAAGGAUUAACUGUUAAUGGAACUUUACAAAAUGAUUGGAUUAACUGAAAAAGGAUUACAUAAGAAUUGAAAACGCCACCACAAUGUCUGCAAAAGAAUAUUUUACAAAAUGAAUGCUGUCCUACAGUUUGAAAUUUCAUAAAUACAAAACAAAAACAGGACACUCGUGCAAAUGCUCUUAUCUACCACACAAUCCAACCAUCUUACCAAUAACCAACAGCGAUAGAAAAACCAACAAAAAAUAGUUUAGUUUAAAAUAAACAAUAGAAAAAUAUGAACAAUAUAAUGGACACCACAUCAGCGCAACAACUAACAACCACAAUAUGUCCACCUAGCAGUAGCCGAAGCCCCUCGCCGGACGGCUCGCAGGAUUACGAUGUGACGCGCAUGAAGGAGGAAGAUUUUGAGCGGUUGGCGGUUUAUAUUGUGCCUGAUGGACAAUGUGAACGAGGUGUACCAAAUAGGGCGGACAAAACUCUGCCAAGGAGUUUGACCUUAAGGCCAUCGAUGGUGUUAUCAACGCCAAAUGUUAAGACUGAAGGAGUAUGGAGCACCGGUGUUAUACCACGUGGUACAAGAUUUGGGCCAUUUGAUGGCGUUCCAACUCCAAACUAUCCCAACGAUAAGAAUGCCGCAAGAUAUUUCUGGCGGGUGCAGGGACAGUGUCAUGUUACCUAUGGAAACAUCAAGAUCUUUAAAGAUGACGAUUUCUACUACCUUGACGGUUCGGAUCGAUCACAAUCGAACUGGAUGCGUUAUGUUGCCUCAGCUUAUAGCCUUUCGGUUAUGAAUUUGGUAGCUUGCCAGCAUCAGGAUAACAUCUAUUUCUACACCAUUCGCGAUAUUAUGCCCAAUGAGGAGCUCAUGGUGUGGUAUUGCAAGGAUUUUGCCAAACGGUUGGGCUAUGAUGUUGACCCUGAGCGAGUAACUUACACCAUUUGCCAGAGUAAGGAGGAGGAACCAGAGGAUUCAACGGCGAUAGCGACAAAGAAAACUUACACUUGUAUGCAGGCCCCGGAAAUUCCCCCAGAGGUUGCCUACAACCACAUAACCUACGUAAUGGGCUUACAUAUUCCGUCGAGACGAAGCUCCCUCACGCCGAGUCCAUCACCACCGAUCACUUCGACUGCAAACAGUUCACACCAUAACCAUAAUCAGCAAACCAAUACCCAGCAACAGCAGCUACAGCAACAGCAGCAGCAGCAACCACAUCUCCGACACACCAAUAGCCAUCAGAGUGUGCUGCAUUUAAAGCCCGAGCCAGAUCAGAACCGUAUUCAAGUAAUUGUGCGUGAUCGUUCGCCAUCGGUUAGUGAUUAUGGAAGUGGAAAGGACAAAGACGUCCAAUCGCCGAUCUCUCACAAAAGUGAAGUCCCAUACGAGCACCAACUACUCAUUCCGAAUGAUGGGUCAGUGCGUUCGGUGAGAUCGGAUGAGGGCUAUCACAGCAAUGAGUAUCACGAGGAUGGACUUACACCGCCUGAAGAUUCUAGCGACAGCGAGGAAAGCGAGCACAACUACGUGUUGGAUUGCUCGAAGAAAGCCAUCGAACCCAAAGAGACUGUAAUCACACAAAAACUCAACGAUUGUGAUAAGAACGAGUACCGCAAGUUCAAAGUGAAGUUGCCCCUUAAGUAUGAGUUCAAAAACAACAAAUGCAUUAAGACUGAAUUUGAUAAGGACAGCACUGUCACCGGAGUGACAACAACGACAUCGUCAGCAGAUGAAGAAAUGGUCUUGACCACACUCACAACUGCCCCAAUGGAUGAAGAGCUUGUAAAGAGGGUGCAAGCCUCGACAACCACAUCGACACCGGCCACAAGUACAGUGAUUGUGCUGGAAGGCACCCAAGAGCCGCACACUAUUGUUCCUCUAAACAAGCCCUACUACGAGGCUGAGACUUCAUCGCCGCCUCCACAGGCCUACAUGCGAUUCACCCCACCAAGCUCAAGUAUUCUGGAGAAUAUUCUAACGGGCAACAGAACUGCCGCCACGAGUUGUAGCAGUAUUGACCAAUCAUCACGUCGACAGCCCAAUGCAACACCACCGCCCACUUCACCAACUGAGAUGGCUUACUCGUACAAAAAAUCCCAUCGCUACGGAAAUGCCGUGAGUCCGGAUUCUAGCUCGAAUCUUGCACAGCCUCCGCAGCACAUCCACGACACAGAUAUUGUUAUGUCUUCAUCGUCGAGAAGUGGUCUGAAGAGUGAAAGUCCCCAACCACCAAAUAUCGUGUACUCCACGACGCAAACCUAUCAAGACGGCCACCAGACACCACCAUACAACACUUACUCCACCUAUACCACCUCGAACGGAACCAAUGUUAUAUCGCAUGCCCCAACUUCAACGUACUCGCCACCACACAGCAACAGUCCAUUCGAUCGGAGUAUGCAUGGUGGCUCCACACCAAAUCUGCAUCUUCUCCAGAACAGCACUCAAAUGCUCACCCAUCCCCACAUGCAACCACUCGCUCCUCUUCAAAGACUGUCUCCCCUCCGCAUAUCUCCACCCAGUAGCUUAAGCCCGGACGGAAACUCGUGCCCUCGUAGUGGAAGCCCUUUGAGUCCAAACUCCUUGGGAUCUCGUGGCUACCGAUCACUGCCGUACCCGCUCAAAAAGAAAGACGGAAAAAUGCACUACGAAUGCAAUGUUUGCUGCAAAACUUUCGGCCAACUUUCCAAUCUCAAAGUCCAUCUUCGCACACAUUCAGGUGAACGACCAUUUAAGUGCAAUGUCUGCACGAAGUCAUUCACCCAGCUGGCACACCUCCAAAAGCACCAUCUAGUGCAUACGGGCGAGAAACCACAUCAGUGUGACAUUUGCAAGAAACGAUUUUCAUCAACAUCGAACUUAAAGACACACUUAAGACUGCACAGUGGACAAAAACCAUACGCAUGUGAUUUGUGUCCACAGAAAUUUACCCAGUUCGUGCAUUUAAAAUUACACAAACGUUUGCAUACAAACGACAGGCCGUACGUAUGCCAGGGAUGUGAUAAGAAGUACAUAAGUGCAUCGGGCUUGAGGACACACUGGAAGACGACCAGUUGUAAGCCAAAUAAUCUGGAAGAAGAGCUGGCAAUGGCGGCAGCAGCUACUUCAGAAUGUUUAGGACCAAGUGAUAAAGACCUCCCUGAACCUGAUUCUCGUGAGGCAUAUGAACUCCAGCAACAAAUCCAUGCCCACACUCAUCCACACCUGAGGCACAUCGGGCAUCACUCACCGCCACGACUGAUCACAAUUCACGCACAAUCACCAUCAAGCAACCACCACCAGCAGGUACAUCACCAAAUCUCAUCCCCCUCAGCCCAACAAAACCAGCAUCAGCCCCUCCACCACCAGCAACAUUCCCAGCAACAUCUGACAAUUCAGCAACAGCAGCAGGUAGUGAUGCUCACCAAUCCCAAUGCUCACCAUCAACAAUCACCACCGCAGCAACAGCUCUUACCUCCUGCAACAAUGUUGCUGACAACAGCAGCCCAUCUGCAGCAACACAAUCAUUCACAUCAGCACCACCAACAGCAUCAACAUCACAUACACCUGCAACAUCACCAACAACAACAACAACAGCCCCAUCCCCAACAUCAACAGCAACAGCAACAUCAAGCCAUCAAGGCUUCCAUGCAAAAGGGUCCAAAUAUCAUGACACACGUCGUACAAACCAAUAAUGCCACAACGAAUCCCAGUGACCAAUAUGUGGUAGCAACAAGCCACCAGCACCAGCACUCACAUCCGCACUCACAGUCGCAAGAAUCUCGGCCAACCGUGAUCGAAUCCAAUCAACCAAUGAUCAUCGAGUGUACAUAAAAUGUUUAUAAACAAUGAUUCUAAGCAUUUCUAAUGUUUCUUAAGUGAUUGAGCAGAAAAUGAUGCAAUGAAAGUAGGGCUUGAGGAACAUGCAUAAAUACAAAAGAAACAAAACAAAACAUCCCUUAACAUACGUAGUUUUUAAGUUGUAAAUAAUAGACAUUUAAACAAAAAGUACAUUCAUAGGUUUAUAAAUAAAUUGAUUGACAGAUGUGUAUGAUGAGCAUUCAAAACAAUUGAGUUUUUUUUGUGUAUUUAAUUGAGAUUAGUUGAGUGAAAGUGUAGCACAAAUUAAAAAACAAAAAAAUAUAUAAAAAUCCUUGAUCUUAUAAUCAAAAUUUCGAUCUCAUUAAAAAUUGGCAAACCCUUAUUAUUUGUAGCUUUUACUCAAAAAUUUAUUUCAUACCCUUUUUUUCUCCCUCAACAAAACAAAAAACAAACCUCUCCUUGUGUUCACUUUUAUUCUUAGAAAAAAAUAACAAGAAAGCAAAGUAUUAUUAUCUAAAUCUUAAAACCAACAUUUUAGCAAAAUGUACCUUAACAAAAAAUUUAAAAAGUCCCAAUAAUUAAGACGAAAAAGUUGCCUUAUUUUGUUCACAUUUAUUACAUUUGUUUUCAAAAGAAAAUUAAAUAAAAUUGUUUAAAAAUAAAUUUUAAACCUACAAAAUUAUUGUAAAAAAAACAUUUAUUGAUAUCCCUGUACAUAAUAUUACUUUCCGUGUUUUUUUUUAUCAAAUUUAUUUAUCAUUUUUUUAAUCCAAACGUAUAAGAGAAGAAAAUUAUCUAUAAACAAAAAAGAGAAAAAUACAAUUUUCAAGAAUUUAUAUAUUGACUUGUAAUAUUCCUAUUAUAUGAUAUCUCUAAAAAGCUAUAUUUAUUAAUUUUAAAUUUAAUUCAAAACAAAACACGAUAUAUAUGUAUGUAAAAUGCAAUUGUACAUAAAACAAAACAAAAAAAACAUAAAAUUAAUUAUACUAGGCUUACAAUUAACAUUUAAAUACAAAACAAAAACUUAGCUGAAGAUCGGUGCUUUUGACCUGUUUCUAUUUGUACGACGUAUUAGUAAACAUUAAAUUUAUGCGUUUUUAUCUUUAAAAUGAAAAAAAAAAAACAAAAAUAAUAAUUAAAAAUGCAGUUAGAAUCUUUUUCUUUUUUCCAAAAAAUAAAAAAAUAGUUAAAUAAUAAUAAAAUAGUAAUCAUCAUGCAUGUGAAUUGAUACAGCAAUAUCCACACACACAAAAAACAAAAUACAACAUUUUCAAUAAUCAACAAAAAACAUACAAAUUAACAAAUAAAAAUAAAAUGAUCAACAUUAUACAACAAAACUUACAAUUUAAAACAAAAAAUUUAUUGUUAACGUACAGUGGCCAAAUAAAGCAGGUAAUAAACAAUUUUUCUACAUAUUAACAAAUACAACAAAAGAAAAAUAAAACAAAAUAUUAGCCUAAGUCUAAAAAUCAACAGAAACCUAAAUUAAGAAUUUUAUUAUUGUACAUUUUUAAAUAAGGAAAAACCCCUUAACGACCAUUACUAUAAAUAUACAAAAACCAAACACAUUUAAAAAUUACAACAAAAAGAGUAUAUAUCACAAUCAUUCAUUAACAAUAUUUAAAUCAGUAAUUGGCAAUUGUUUAACCGGAACUACGUUUUCUAAACCUCUUUUUUUUUAAUUUGUUCUAAUUUAAAAAAAAAACAAUAUCGGUUGUGGAUUAAAACUAUUCCAAUUGAUUAUUAUUAUUUUUGUUUUUCCUUAAUUCGAACUAAAUUAUUUAUGCUUUAAUUUAUAAAGAAAAAAAAAGUUAAUCCCACCGAUAAAUUUUAUUUGUUAUUUCUUUGAAGUCAAAAUUCAUUUCAUGAACUAGAUUCUCUUUAUGUAAAUAAUUCUAAAAAGAAAUUGAUUAAAAUUGUAAAAAAAAACAACUAUACGAAAAAAAAAAUUAACUAUACAUAUUUAAACAACCUAAACAAAAAUGAAUUAAUACAAUUUUUAUUUUUUUACAUAAAGACAAAUUAAUAAAAAUAGAGAAAAAAAAUUAUGAAAUUGAAAAAAUAACAAAAAAAAUUAACAAUAAUUAAAUUUUAAGCUUAUUUAUGAGGCUGAUUAGUUACGUACAUACCUAAUUAUCAAUAUUUAUAAACAAAUAAAUGAAUAAGAAAAAAUUAUAUAGUUGGAGAUUUAAUAAUGAAUUAAAAAUAAACACAAAAACAAAAACACACAUGCAAUAUCAAUAAAUGUUUUAUGUAUAAAUGUGAAUGUGCAUGUAUAUUCUAUUAUAAUAGUAUUAAUAUUCAUAAACAAAAUUUCAAUUCAAUUAAAAUUUUGUGUAUUUAUUUUUACUAUUAUAUAAUUUUGUAAUUUAAGUUUUACAUUUUAUUAUUAUUUUUAAAUGGCCUAAAAACAUAUAAUUAUUUUUUUAAGUUUUAGUAAAAGAAUUAGUUUUUUAAGAUGAGAAUUAAAAAUGCAAAAGAAGAAAGAAAAUGAAGAAGACGAAAAUAAAAAUUAUAUUAAAUUAA
Molecule: messenger RNA, 6795 nt
Organism: Eupeodes corollae
Lineage: Eukaryota; Metazoa; Arthropoda; Insecta; Diptera; Syrphidae
Gene: Blimp-1
Exons: 6
Coding region: 751-4281 (1176 amino acids)
Biological process (GO): cell fate commitment; regulation of transcription by RNA polymerase II
Cellular component (GO): nucleus; cytoplasm
Molecular function (GO): histone deacetylase binding; DNA-binding transcription repressor activity, RNA polymerase II-specific; RNA polymerase II cis-regulatory region sequence-specific DNA binding
Source: RefSeq, a predicted model, not a curated record